Molecule: messenger RNA, 1666 nt
Organism: Meriones unguiculatus (Mongolian gerbil)
Lineage: Eukaryota; Metazoa; Chordata; Mammalia; Rodentia; Muridae
Gene: Mapkapk5
Product: MAPK activated protein kinase 5
Exons: 14
Coding region: 151-1572 (473 amino acids)
Biological process (GO): negative regulation of TOR signaling; peptidyl-serine phosphorylation; protein autophosphorylation
Cellular component (GO): cytoplasm; nucleus
Molecular function (GO): calcium-dependent protein serine/threonine kinase activity; calmodulin binding; mitogen-activated protein kinase binding
Source: RefSeq, a predicted model, not a curated record
CCCUCAUCCCCUCCGGUCCCCAGGGGCGGGCGCUGCCCGUCUCCCCGAGGCCCGGGGACCCGAGCUCCGAGCCCUUUGCUUCUGCGGCUGCCAGGGGACCGGACAGCCGUACAGCCUCCGCCGCUUCGGGCAGUGGGAGCCCUGCGGAGCAUGUCGGAGGACAGCGACAUGGAGAAAGCCAUCAAGGAAACCUCCAUUUUAGAAGAAUAUAGUAUCAAUUGGACUCAGAAACUGGGAGCCGGAAUUAGUGGUCCAGUUAGAGUCUGUGUGAAGAAAUCUACUCAAGAACGGUUUGCACUUAAAAUCCUUCUUGAUCGUCCAAAAGCUAGAAAUGAGGUGCGCCUGCAUAUGAUGUGUGCCACACACCCCAAUAUAGUUCAGAUUGUUGAAGUGUUUGCUAACAGUGUACAGUUCCCUCAUGAGUCCAGCCCCAGGGCUCGACUCUUAAUUGUAAUGGAGAUGAUGGAAGGGGGAGAGCUAUUUCACAGAAUCAGCCAGCACCGGCACUUUACAGAGAAGCAAGCCAGCCAAGUAACAAAGCAGAUAGCCCUGGCUCUGCAGCACUGUCACUUGCUUAACAUUGCGCACAGAGACCUCAAGCCUGAAAAUCUGCUUUUCAAGGAUAACUCUUUGGACGCCCCUGUGAAGUUAUGUGACUUUGGGUUUGCUAAAGUUGACCAAGGUGAUCUGAUGACACCCCAGUUUACCCCGUACUAUGUAGCACCUCAGGUACUAGAAGCACAGAGGAGGCACCAGAAGGAGAAGUCCGGCAUCAUACCUACCUCGCCAACACCCUACACCUACAACAAGAGCUGUGACUUGUGGUCCCUAGGGGUGAUCAUUUAUGUGAUGCUGUGUGGCUAUCCUCCUUUUUACUCCAAACACCACAGUCGGACUAUCCCAAAGGAUAUGCGGAGAAAGAUCAUGACAGGAAGUUUCGAGUUCCCAGAAGAAGAGUGGAGCCAGAUCUCAGAGAUGGCCAAAGACGUUGUGAGGAAGCUCCUAAAGGUCAAACCAGAGGAAAGACUCACCAUUGAGGGCGUGUUGGAUCACCCCUGGCUCAACUCGACGGAGGCCCUGGAUAAUGUGCUACCCUCUGCUCAGCUGAUGAUGGAUAAGGCAGUGGUUGCAGGGAUCCAGCAGGCUCAUGCUGAGCAACUGGCAAACAUGAGGAUCCAGGACCUCAAAGUCAGCCUCAAGCCCCUGCACUCUGUGAACAACCCCAUUCUGAGGAAAAGGAAGCUACUGGGCACCAAGCCAAAGGACGGUAUUUAUAUACACGACCAUGAGAAUGGAGCUGAGGAUUCAAAUGUUGCCUUGGAAAAGCUUCGAGAUGUCAUUGCCCAGUGUAUCCUCCCCCAGGCUGGUAAAGGAGAGAAUGAAGACGAGAAGCUGAAUGAGGUGAUGCAGGAAGCCUGGAAGUACAACCGGGAGUGCAAGCUCCUGAGGGACGCGCUGCAGAGCUUCAGCUGGAAUGGUCGUGGAUUCACAGAUAAAGUAGACCGACUAAAGCUGGCAGAGGCUGUGAAGCAGGUGAUUGAGGAGCAGACCACUCCCCACGAGCCCCAAUAGUAACAGCUUCAAACUAUUUUUAACAAUUGGAAAAAUUAUUCCUUAAUGUAAAAAGUAAUUUUUAUGUAAAUUAAUAAAUCAUACUUUCAUUUCA